Molecule: messenger RNA, 1449 nt
Organism: Racocetra fulgida
Lineage: Eukaryota; Fungi; Glomeromycota; Glomeromycetes; Diversisporales; Gigasporaceae
Source: the annotation of a GenBank genome assembly
AUGCCAGAAAAUAAUUCAGUCAUUCCUAAAGAUUUAACCAAUUACUUAAAACAUUAUGGAUUUUUCUUUCCCAAUGCCGAAAUCUAUGGGGGUUUGGCAAAAGCUUGGGAUUUAGGACCCCACGGGGCCGAAUUAAAAAGAAAAUUAAAAAAUCUUUGCAGCGAGCAAUUUUUAGUUUUCUUGUCCCAAAGGGACAAAAAUAAUUAUCAAGUGAAAAAAAAAUGCCCUCAUUGUGGCAAAAAUGAUUUUCACCCGCCCCGACAAUUUAAUUUAUUGCUAACCACUAAUUUAGAAAUUACAGAAGACAAAGAGAAUGUGGCCUAUUUGCGACCGGAAACUUGCCAAGGCAUAUUCACCAAUUUUGCUCUCAUUCAAAGAAGCACCCACCGACAAUUGCCAUUUGGGGUCGGUCAAAUCGGCAAAAGUUUUCGCAAUGAAAUCACGCUUCACCAUGGCAUUUUUCGCACCCGGGAAUUCGAACAAAUGGAAUUAGAAUUUUUUUGUGAGUCCGAGGAAAGGGAAUUGUGUAGCAAUAGCCACCGGGGAAAUUAUGAUUUAUCCCAACACAGCCAACAUUCCCAAAAAGAUUUACGAGUUAACGGGAUUAUUCCGGAAGUAAUUGAAAUUUCUUUUGGAGUAGAAAGAUUAAUUCUUGCCAUAUUACAGGAUGCUUACCACGAGGAAAAAGUGUCCGGUUCCCAAUUAGACCGCACAGUUUUACGGCUGCCGCCUCUCCUGGCUCCGUUUUUUGUAGCGAUUAUUCCGUUAAGCCAACAAUUAAGAGACGCGGCCUAUCAAUUAUACCUCAAUUUACUGCCCGAAGUCAGUUUUUCCUUAACCUACGAGGAGGCUCCUAAUAUUGGCAAAGCCUAUCGCCGCCAAGAUGCCAUUGGCACCAUUUACGGUCUGACGGUGGAUUUUGACACCGUGGACCCCAAUUCAUCCCACUAUAAUACUCUUACUUGCCGCCACCGCGACAGCAUGGAACAGAUAAGAAUAAGCCGCUCUGAGGGUAUUGGUGAUGACAAAAUCACAAAAAGCCUAAGUGAAAUUACAAUUAUGAAGGAGAACGAUCUCAAACAAUUAAUACUUGGCAAUCGCGGCCGCUUAAAGACGACAAAGAGGUUUUUAAACGACAAAAUGAAGAGCAAAAGAUUGACCGAGGCGGAAAAGGCCGAAGUUCGCAAGGAGUUGGAAAGUGUUGAUAUGAAAAUAGAUGAAGUACUACAAGAACAAAAUUUAUCAGAAUUAGCAAAAACCAACCCUACUUUUAUUUCUAAAUUUUACCAACUUUUUUACGAGCAAGGAAAAGCCUUGGUUCGGGCAAAAGCUAAAGCAUCAUUCAUUAAUCAGAGCACGGAGGAAUUGAAACGACAGCAAAAAUUUCAAGACAUUUGGGACAUUUCCAAAACCGAGGAAAAAGCAAUCACAGCGCAAUUGAAAACCUGA